CUGGUAGGAUUGGAGCAGCUGGUAACAUACGUCAAACGAGCGUUCUUCAUAAAAGCCAUUACUGAGUAAAAUAACAAGUUGUUUGUACGUCAUUAUACAACCCUCACCAAACAGCGCCAAACAGACGAGUUUGAGUCGCUUAGUUUCUCUUCUCCCGUUAUUGGAAUUAUUCAGGAGCGCGACAACACUGAAGCCAAGAGCGCUAUUACCACUUGGUGUUACACUUUCGAGCACAAAUCUUGAGACCACUGAAAAGGAAAGAUGGAUACGAAAUUUCUCUUCUUCAUCGGAUUGUUUUCCAUCGCUCAAAUUCCCGUUGGGCAAAGCCGAACCGGGGAAGCAUCCCCCUGGGCUUGGGCGUGCCGAACUGGCAGGGGAUGUGUUAAAGUGGCAAAAGAUUUACCUGUAGAAGAAGGUGAUAACAUGAACAACCCAACGUUGGCAGGUUGCAAAUUAACUUGCAAUGACGAAUCGGUGCUAUGGCCAAAACCCCGCGACGCAAUCUAUCUCUCAAAAACCCUUGUGUCUUUCCUUCCGGUCGACAUCCGCAUCAAUCGAAUCAACGCACCAAGUUCCGAGGUUAAAUCGUUGACGAAUGAAGCGAUUGCAAUAUUCCGUGGCGUCCUCCGCAAAAGUAUUCCGGAAGCAUUCCGACGCCGCAACCAAACAGCAAAAGAUGGACAGCGGCCGCAAAUUCAUAUUGAAGUGUCUAUCACGUCAGGUGACGUAAGGCUCGGGAUGGAAACGCAAGAGUCUUACAAUUUGCACGUGAAAACGAUAUUCGCCACUGCGGCCACACCUGCUAAUCCGCGCAGCACAACAUCCGUUUCCAUCACGGCAACGACUUUUUUCGGAGCUCGUCACGCCAUUGAAACUUUGUCGCAAAUCAUGGCCUGGGAUAAAACUCUGGAAUCGAUGAUUAUGUUGACGGAUGCCAACAUAUCCGACUCGCCAGCCUUUGUUCACCGUGGUCUCAUCAUCGACACGUCGCGUAAUUUCUUCAGCGUUCCAGUAAUCAAGAAGAUUAUCGACGCCAUGUCCUACGAUCAACUCAACGUAUUCCAUUGGCAUCUGACCGAUUCGCAAUCCUUCCCGUUCGUGUCGACUCGGGAGCCAAGACUUGCGCUCUACGGAGCGUAUUCCUCCGAUCAAGUUUACCACCCUGAAGAUAUCAAAGAAUUGGUCCACUACGCCACAGUUAGAGGAGUCAAGAUAGUUCCGGAAUUUGACGCACCAGGUCACGUUGGCAGCGGGUCGUUACCGCAUGCUCAAGGAGAUCCGCAACAACAGAAAGAGAUCCAAGAGCGAGGUGACCGCCUUCAACGAUUUCGCCUCGCUUUGGAACGUUACCGUCUUCUUGAUGUCAACAAGAUUUUGCUUGGAUGUGUUAAUGGCUGGGAUCUGCUCCGUCAACAGGUGCAUGAUAUGAAGGAUGAACAUCGCAUGGUCCUUAAAGCUUUGGCUGAUCACCACCUUGGAGUCGACACACCUUUGGAAAGCGCUGUUCAACGUGCUCAAUCGAGCACUUCACAAGAUCCUUCGCAAGGUGCAUGGCGGCCGCAUCAACACUGGGGUACUUAA
This is a messenger RNA of Daphnia pulicaria, 1581 nucleotides long. RefSeq names its product chitooligosaccharidolytic beta-N-acetylglucosaminidase-like. The record is from RefSeq and is a predicted model, not a curated record. The transcript is spliced from 6 exons. Gene Ontology annotation, biological process: glycosaminoglycan metabolic process; carbohydrate metabolic process; ganglioside catabolic process. Bases 262 to 1581 code for a protein of 439 amino acids. NCBI's taxonomy places the organism in Eukaryota, Metazoa, Arthropoda, Branchiopoda, Diplostraca, Daphniidae. Gene Ontology annotation, cellular component: membrane. Gene Ontology annotation, molecular function: beta-N-acetylhexosaminidase activity.